Messenger RNA from Conger conger (European conger), 1171 nucleotides. RefSeq names its product secreted phosphoprotein 24-like. The transcript has 4 exons. The record is from RefSeq and is a predicted model, not a curated record. Lineage: Eukaryota; Metazoa; Chordata; Actinopteri; Anguilliformes; Congridae. The coding region runs from base 73 to 330 and encodes 85 amino acids.
CUGAACUUUGGAAUCAGGGAAACGGUCUGUCCCAAAGCCUCAGACACCGACCCGGAGAAGUGCAAUUUCAAAAUGGGUUUCUUCGUGGCCACGGCGUCCUGCUCCAGCCGAGUACGUGUCUCCUCCGGACUCUCGGAGCUCGUCUCCCUCAGGUGUAGCCGCUCCGACAGCUCCAGCUCCGAGUCCAACAGCGGGGAGGCACUCCGAAGGCUGAGUGGAAUGAGUGGACAGAGCCACUUCGGGAUUGGAGGCCCGGUGAACACCCCCACUCAGAGGACCGCUGUGGACAACCACCUUGGGGGGAACGGCAUGGAUAACUUCAUGCUGUAAAAACGCAUGGCUCACCGGAGUUCACUUCGCACAAAAUGUCAAAGAUAAUCACUGUGCAGAGGGACAAGUUUUGAAUUUUAGUCAUCGACUGUUUGGGAUUCACAACAAAAAGUCAAUACUUGUCUUGGAUAUGAUUAUCUUUUGUUAAAGGUAUUUUGUUCAAUGUACAUUUAACAAAACAUAAUCAUAUCCAUAGAAACAUGCAAGUGUAUAAUCGGAACACACUCUAGGGUUGUGAUUGGCUCAGAUAUCUGUGCCUUCUCCUUUGAUUGGUCCAGCAGACAGACAGACGGCGUUUGACUGAGCCCAGAUUCGGGGAAGACGCCAGACAUCCACUGAAACCCAGUGAAAUACAGGCUUUCAGAGCUGCACGGCUGCGCUGCUGGCAUCAUUAUCCACUGACCCAGAAACACACAUAUCCCCACAGCUGUGUUCCACUUCACCCGUCCCUCAACAAGCAAUACUGCUGUAGCCUCCCAGCUCAAAUACAGUAGCAGCCCUGCUGAAAAGAAAGACCAGCUAAGACCAGCUGGCAUUUGAAGCGGGUUUAUGCUAUUUUCAAGUUCCAGGCUAGCUGGUCAUAGUCUCUAGCUGGAUAAAGCUGGUCAAAGAGUAAGCCGGUGGUAAACUGGCGGAUGGUAGGUUUAAGAUGGAAUUUUCAGCAGCUCCAAACAUAUUUCGCCUCAACUUGCACUCUGACAUCAUCAAUCUGAAUUCACAUUCCUUGGCACACAACGUAACUGCUCCAUAUAACCGUUAAACACCUUGCAUCAUGUAGCUACUGACCCAGUUUGUUGCUACAAACUCUCAUAAAAUUGAUAAUGUGUCAGUGGCCUCGUCU